Molecule: messenger RNA, 9599 nt
Organism: Balaenoptera acutorostrata (minke whale)
Lineage: Eukaryota; Metazoa; Chordata; Mammalia; Artiodactyla; Balaenopteridae
Gene: NFASC
Product: neurofascin
Exons: 31
Coding region: 165-4202 (1345 amino acids)
Biological process (GO): cell-cell adhesion; brain development
Molecular function (GO): cell-cell adhesion mediator activity
Source: RefSeq, a predicted model, not a curated record
GACGCUGGAGUGUUCCUUCCCGCUGCAGACUGGAAAGGAGCCCCCUCUGGUGUUACAGGAAGGAGGCUGAAUGAGGCAGAGACGCUGAGCUCUGUCCGGGAGGCCCAGUUACAGCAGCUGGAGGCUGUGGGCCAGGGAGCAGGGAGCGAGGCCCAGUGCUCAGGAUGGCCAGGCAGCAGCCAUCGCCCUGGGUCCACACAGCCUUCCUCUUCUGCCUGCUCAGCCUCAGCGGGGCCAUCGAGAUUCCUAUGGAUCCAAGCAUUCAGAAUGAGCUGUCCCAGCCCCCAACCAUCACCAAGCAGUCAGUGAAGGACCACAUCGUGGAUCCCCGUGAUAACAUCUUGAUUGAGUGUGAAGCAAAAGGGAACCCUGCCCCCAGCUUCCACUGGACUCGCAACAGUAGGUUCUUCAACAUCGCCAAGGACCCCCGGGUGUCGAUGAGGAGGAGGUCUGGCACCCUGGUGAUCGACUUCCGCAGUGGCGGGCGGCCAGAGGAGUAUGAGGGGGAAUACCAGUGCUUUGCCCGCAACAAGUUUGGCACAGCCCUGUCCAAUAGGAUCCGCCUGCAGGUGUCCAAAUCUCCUCUGUGGCCCAAGGAAAACCUAGACCCUGUCGUCGUUCAAGAAGGUGCUCCCUUGACGCUCCAGUGCAACCCCCCACCCGGACUUCCGUCCCCAGUCAUCUUCUGGAUGAGCAGCUCCAUGGAGCCCAUCACCCAGGACAAGCGUGUCUCCCAGGGCCAUAACGGAGACCUGUAUUUCUCUAAUGUGAUGCUGCAGGACAUGCAGACGGACUACAGCUGCAAUGCCCGCUUCCACUUCACCCACACCAUCCAGCAGAAGAACCCAUUCAACCUCAAAGUCCUUACCACCCGAGGAGUUGCAGAAAGAACACCCAGCUUCAUGCAUCCCCAGGGCACCGCGAGCAGUCAGAUGGUGCUGCGUGGCAUGGACCUCCUGCUGGAGUGCAUCGCCUCCGGGGUCCCAACACCAGACAUCGCAUGGUACAAGAAAGGUGGGGACCUCCCAUCUGACAAGGCCAAGUUUGAGAACUUUAACAAGGCCCUGCGUAUCACCAACGUGUCCGAGGAAGACUCUGGGGAGUAUUUCUGCCUGGCCUCCAACAAGAUGGGCAGCAUCCGGCACACGAUCUCGGUGAGAGUAAAGGCUGCUCCCUACUGGCUGGACGAACCCAAGAACCUUAUCCUGGCUCCUGGCGAGGACGGGAGACUGGUGUGUCGAGCCAAUGGGAACCCCAAGCCCACCGUCCAGUGGAUGGUGAAUGGGGAACCUUUACAAUCGGCACCACCCAACCCAAACCGUGAGGUGGCCGGGGACACCAUCAUCUUCCGGGACACCCAGAUCAGCAGCAGGGCCGUGUACCAGUGCAACACCUCCAACGAGCACGGCUACCUGCUGGCCAACGCCUUCGUCAGCGUGCUGGACGUGCCGCCUCGGAUGCUGUCACCCCGGAACCAGCUCAUCAGGGUGAUCCUGUACAACCGGACGCGGCUGGACUGCCCGUUCUUUGGGUCUCCCAUCCCCACACUCCGAUGGUUUAAGAAUGGGCAAGGAAGCAACCUGGAUGGUGGCAACUACCAUGUCUACGAGAACGGCAGUCUGGAAAUCAAGAUGAUCCGCAAAGAGGACCAAGGCAUCUACACCUGUGUUGCCACCAACAUCCUGGGCAAAGCUGAGAACCAGGUCCGCCUGGAGGUCAAAGACCCCACCAGGAUCUACCGGAUGCCUGAGGACCAGGUCGCCAAAAGGGGCACCACGGUGCAGCUGGAGUGUCGCGUGAAGCACGACCCCUCCCUGAAGCUCACAGUCUCCUGGCUGAAGGACGACGAGCCCCUCUACAUCGGGAACAGGAUGAAGAAGGAAGAGGACUCCCUGACCAUCUUUGGUGUGGCCGAGCGGGACCAGGGUAGCUACACGUGCGUUGCCAGCACCGAGCUGGACCAAGACCUGGCCAAGGCCUACCUGACCGUGCUAGCUGAUCAGGCCACUCCAACUAACCGUUUGGCUGCCCUGCCCAAAGGACGGCCAGAGCGACCCCGGGACCUGGAGCUCACCGACCUGGCCGAGAGGAGCGUGAGACUGACCUGGAUCCCGGGGGACGAUAACAACAGCCCCAUCACAGACUACGUUGUCCAGUUUGAAGAGGACCAGUUCCAGCCAGGGGUCUGGCAUGACCAUUCCAAGUUCCCAGGCAGUGUCAACUCAGCCGUCCUCCAGCUGUCCCCCUAUGUCAACUACCAGUUCCGGGUCAUUGCCAUCAAUGAGGUGGGCAGCAGCCAUCCCAGCCUCCCGUCCGAGCGCUACCGAACCAGUGGAGCACCCCCUGAGUCCAACCCCUCUGAUGUGAAGGGAGAGGGGACCAGAAAGAACAACAUGGAGAUCACGUGGACGCCGAUGAAUGCCACCUCCGCCUUUGGCCCCAACCUGCGCUACAUCGUCAAGUGGCGGCGGAGAGAGACCCGAGAGACCUGGAACAAUGUCACUGUGUGGGGCUCCCGCUAUGUGGUGGGGCAGACCCCCGUCUACGUGCCCUAUGAGAUCCGAGUCCAGGCAGAAAAUGACUUUGGGAAGGGCCCUGAACCAGGCACUGUCAUCGGUUACUCCGGAGAAGAUUAUCCCAGGGCUGCACCCACUGAUGUUAAAAUCCGAGUCCUGAACAGCACAGCCAUCAGCCUGCAGUGGAACCGCGUCUACCCCGACACGGUCCAGGGCCAGCUCAGAGAGUACCGAGCCUACUACUGGAGGGAAAGCAGCUUGCUGAAGAGCCUGUGGGUGUCUCAGAAGAGGCAGCAAGCCAGCUUCCCCGGCGACCGCCUCCGUGGCGUGGUGUCCCACCUCUUCCCCUACAGUAACUACAAGCUGGAGAUGGUUGUGGUCAAUGGGCGAGGCGAUGGGCCUCGCAGUGAGACCAAGGCGUUCACCACCCCGGAAGGAGUACCCAGUGCCCCCAGGCGUUUCCGAGUCCGGCAGCCCAACCUGGAGACAAUCAACCUGGAAUGGGAUCAUCCAGAACACCCCAAUGGGAUCCUGACUGGAUAUACUCUCAAAUACGUGGCCUUUAAUGGAACCAAAGUAGGAAAGCAGAUAGUGGAAAACUUCUCUCCCAAUCAGACCAAGUUCACGAUGCAAAGAGCAGACCCCGUGUCGCGCUACCGCUUUUCCCUCAGUGCCAGGACGCAGGUGGGCUCUGGGGAAGCAGUCACAGAGGAGUCACCAGCACCCCCGAAUGAAGCUGCUCCAACCGCAGCUCCUCCCACGUCGCCCCCGACCACGGUGGGUGUGACGGGCACGGUGGGCAGUACUGAUGCCACUGCCACUGCUGCCACCACUGAAGCCACAACAGUCCCCACCAUCCCAACUGUCGCACCCUCCACCAUCGCCACCACCACCGUCGCCACAACUACUGCAACCACUGCCGCCGCCACCACCACCACGGAGAGUCCUCCCACCACCACCAGGACUAAGAUUCAAGAAUCCGCCCCCGAUGAGCAGUCCAUCUGGAACGUCACAGUGCUCCCCAACAGUAAAUGGGCCAACAUCACCUGGAAGCACAAUUUCGGGCCCGGAACUGACUUUGUGGUUGAGUACAUCGACAGCAACCGUACGAAAAAAACUGUCCCUGUUAAGGCCCAGGCCCAGCCCAUACAGCUGACAGACCUCUAUCCCGGGAUGACAUACACGUUGCGAGUUUAUUCCCGGGACAACGAGGGCAUCAGCAGUACCGUCAUCACCUUUAUGACCAGUACAGCCUACACCAACAACCAGGCGGACAUCGCCACCCAGGGCUGGUUCAUUGGGCUCAUGUGCGCCGUCGCCCUCCUCGUGCUGAUCCUGCUCAUCGUCUGUUUCAUCAAGAGGAGUCGAGGCGGCAAGUACCCAGUGCGAGAAAAGAAGGAUGUUCCCCUUGGCCCUGAAGACCCCAAAGAAGAGGAUGGCUCCUUUGAUUACAGUGACGAGGACAACAAGCCCCUGCAGGGCAGCCAGACGUCCCUGGAUGGCACCAUCAAGCAGCAGGAGAGUGAUGACAGCCUGGUGGACUAUGGCGAGGGCGGCGAGGGACAGUUCAAUGAGGACGGCUCCUUCAUCGGCCAGUACACAGUCAAAAAGGACAAGGAAGAGACAGAGGGCAACGAAAGCUCAGAGGCCACAUCUCCUGUCAACGCCAUCUAUUCUCUGGCCUAACAGAGCCCCCCAGGCACAGCCACUACUUUGCAAGUAGAAGGAGGGGAGAGGGGGAGACGAGCCGCUGCAGACCUACCACAAAGCCGCCACCACCUUCAGGGACAAGGGUACAACAUGGGAGUCUGCCAAGCUGUGAGGACCAGUGACCACCCAGCCAACCGCAAGCCCCCUCCCGAUGACCCCCCCCCGGGGUGCCACCGGUGGGCGAGCUGGAGCCAUGGCUAAGCUCAGCUGGAGGGAGCCCAGGUCCCUUGCUCAGCCUCACAGCCACCCCCAGCCUCUACCCACACUGCCUGCCCUUGACCUCAACACACACACUCACCAGUUUCUGUUGGUUACGGUACUUACUCAUUGUCUUUAUUUUUGCUUUGUGGGUCUUCUCCUCCAGACCCAACAUCUCCAUUUUCUUUUCCUUUUGAAGAAAUGUCCCUGGAAAAAAAGAAAGAAUAGGUGGAUUCUCCCCCAGGAAACUGCAAAGAUAGGCAAAAAAAAGGAUUGAUCCGUAAACGAACAUAUAGAAAAGCUAUAGUAUUCAAACCGCGGCUGGGCCAACGUAUUUCCGAAGGAUGCCUUUCUCGCCAGAUGCCUCCCCUGGCCCCCAACCCAUCCACCUCAGCCUUGUCAGUUGCUGAGCUGGGCUUGGCUCCUUUCUGGAAAAUGACAGUAUUUUUGGCAGGGAGAGGGUCAGCAGGCCUCCUUGCCUUGCUCUGGUUCAGUUGGGAGGUGGGCUUACCUCUUGCCCCUCACUCUUACCCUGCCCCUUCCUCUGGAGUGUCUGAGACAAAAGCUGCACUGACUGAAGGAGUUUAAGGAACAGGAGUGGGAAGGACUUCAGCUCCAGUGACUGUGUACCUCAAGCAGAGGAGAACCAGGAAUCUGUCCCUAGGGAGCUGUGCCCACCUCGAGAGAGAAGGAAAGGGCUAGGUUUGGACUUCAUUCCUCCCCAUCAGUGAAAGGAUGUGGGAGAGAGGACCACACCCACUGCAUCCAGAGUAGAGGGUGCCUCCCACCUGGUCAGGGUCUGUGCUGCUGCCCUCCAGGAGAUGGACCCCUGCGACGUGAAGGCUGUGCUGGUGUGCUUGGGGGUGGAAAGCACUGCUCCCCCUUUCGUCUCUAGCGGAUAGCAGCUCCUCAGUUCUGUAUGAUGUUGAAACUGGUGUUUUGUGGCGUGUGGAUGGGGCCCUGCUGCCCCCAAGACUGAGCCGGUGUGUCCUUUCCUUAGGGUAUUUACCUAUCAGGAGACACCAUCCUCCACCCCCCCGCAGGAACACGGCACUAACAGUGCUGUAAAGCCUGGCCUGGGAGUGCUCUUCGUAUGCCUUAUGCAGCUCUGACCUGUCCCGGCAGUUCCCAGGUUCCCAGCCCCUCCCUGCAAGCCUUGAAGCCUCCAGUGACAUCUGUCUCAAGGAGAAUGGGGCGGCCUAUGCAAGCGUCACAGCAGAACCAGAAGCAGCCACUCAGAAUGUGCCCUGCAGCCCAUUGCCCCAGAUGGAGACACUCGCAGACCUGCAGUUCUCUGAGACCCAAGGCACUGCCUUCAUGCUCCCCACCUAUUCCAUUUUGAAACCAAAGGUACCUAGCCUCAGAGAGAGAGAGACCUAGAGCCUAAGAGUAACCCUUCAGCUGUUGCUGCAGCUAAAGUCGGUUUCAGGAGGAUGAAGCUGACCCCCAGUAGUGGACCACCUGCCACAGACACAGCCUCUGAUUGGAGCCUCGAGCUUCUUGCGAGGCGACCUGGGCAGGAGCAGGGCUGUGUCCUUCAGAGACGUUAUUAAAGCAUCGUUUGCCACAUGUUUAAGCCACAAAGGUAUUAGCAAUGCUUGCAUCACUUAAUAAUCAGUCAGUUGAAGGUCAAGCCCAUCGGCACACCUACUCUGUCUGCAGGUGAGAAAAUGUAGCCCAGAGCUGAGCCAGUUAUGUUGUCUGAACCUGAGCGAGUAACUGUCCUUUGGUCCAAGCCGUAGCCAGGUGUGCUGCCCGGAAGCCUGGGGGGCAGCUCUCUCGUGAUGAUAGGAGACAGGGUGAAUAGCAGGGGGCUAGGAAGCCAGCUCAGGGGUCCCCUCCCCUGGCUUUCCUCCUCCACCUGCCUGGAUACUGCUGGGCAUUCCUGUAGCCUAGGGAAUGUCAGGGAAGUGUGCCUGCGAGCUGGAUUAAAGGACCGGCCUUUCCAGAAAACACUCUGGAUCUGAGCAGAGCAGUCCGUCUCUCGGGCCCUCAUUCCGUAUUGCACGGUCCGCACUAGUAAACUCAUUGCACCGGAAGUAAGCUCUUUAGGCAGGAUGGGCCGUAAGAUGUCACACCCGUCCCCUUGCCUCAGGAAGGUCCUCCACACAACUGAUGAUGGGGGAAGGGCUGACAGUCGUGGAACUGAGUCUUGGGACAGAGUGGCAUUGGUUGGGGGUACUCAGUGCUUAACCGCCAGUGGCUCCAGGCUCAAAGGGAAGAGCUUUGGAGGGGGAACUUGGUCCUGAAGGCUGGGCAAGACAGGGGCAGUCCUGCAUCCUGAGCCUCGCUUCUCUGCCCCUUGGGGCAAGUUGCUGAACUUGUCUGUAUUUUGGUGCCUCUGUCUCCUCUAGUCAGUCCCUCCUUUGAAAACCUGUCCCCACAGAGGGGCACGGGCCCAGCUAAAGGAGCGGGGAGGCCAGUGUCUGGGGAGGUCACCACUGCAGGGCCGGGGGACAGCUGCCUCUCACCUUGCCUGGGUCGUGGUGAAUGGGACCCUUCUUUCCUUACCUUGCUUUUGGGGAGAUGGUUGAGUUUCAGCUGAAAACUAGCCGCUUCCCUCGUCCGUUGCCUUUGCCCUGAGGGGUCGGAGGCAUUUGGUCUACCCCCUUCCUGGCGGGUCCCAAGGUCCAAGAGGCUGCCGGUGCCAGUACUGCUCACCCUGCAAGGGGACCGCAGCCUGGGCCCAGACAGUGCUUUCAUGGUUUCUGUGCACGCAGUUAGCCCUGGAAAAGGGGUGGGAACAGACCCACAGAUGUCUGUGGCUUUUCCAGCUGCUGGACUGCCUCCCUGCACAGCCGGCAGCUGCACCGGCACACUCACGGCAGACCUAGGCCCCUUUGCAGGGCGGCACUUUCGGGGGAACAAUCCAGAUUACGACCUUGUCUUGAAGAGGAUGAGUCCAUAGCCAGGCCCGCUGGAGAUGAAAUGUAAAGGGCUGUGUGGGGUGCCGUGCACAACUCAGGGCAGGGGAAGGAGGCUGCCCAAGCUGGGCCCCACUUGGGCAAUUCUUGGAGGCCAAACCAAGAGAGACAGAGUCUGAUCCGAAGGAGAGCGAAUUUUCCCCAGGAACAGCACAGGCAGCAGCUUUUUAAGGCUCCUGGGGCUCUUUGCAGUAUCAGAGCCAAGUCACAGAGCAUCCCAAACAGCCCGUGUGACGAGAGCCGUGGGGAUUUCACACACUCUUGCCUCAGUCUUUGCAAGGCUGCUCCACUAACACGCUGAAAAGGGGAGGCUUCCUGGGCUCUCAGCUGGUGGGGCUGGUGUCAGGAAUCACUUCUCGGUGGGGGGGCACAGAGCCCACUCCCCGCCCGCCCGCGAUACCUCAGUCACCACUGCGGCAGCCCCUGCCACACACACACAAGCCCGUGUUGUAAAUCGUUCCACCCAGCUAGGUCCACUGGAAAGAAAUCACCCUGUGGAUCCUGGUUGAUCUUUACAUGGUGGCUUAAGAGUAGCAUAUAGGGAGAUCCCUGAUUAAAAUAGAAAACCAGAGGAGUCAAACGAAUGAAACAAAGAGCUUGAAAUGUCAGGAGGACACUCAGUGCCCCGGUCAGAGCCCGACUCCUGGGCAGCCCCUCCUUGACACCAGGCAGGGGCCACCCCAUGGGAGUUCAAGCCAACCUUGUGGCUGUCCCCAGCCUGCCCAGCCCAAGCCAGGGCAGUGCCCUUUCCUUCCCUCCCCUACUAAGAACGGGUCCUGAGAAGGAGCAGAGGGAAAGGAGGACAGCUGUCCAGGGAAGCCACCAGACCCCACCACCCAGUGUGUCAAGCCACACCCAAAACCAGUGUCCCUCUAGCAGUACAUUAGUAUUAAAUGGAUGUUUUGUAAUGAUAAGGAUGGAAGGGAAAUAGGUACAAAGCUGUCUAGCUUAAGACAGGAUCAGAUUUCAGCGUGCAGAGGGAUCACAGAGCUGAUCUCAUUGAAAGUACGCAUCUAAGCUAAAAUCCAGGGAGGUAAAGGGACUUGCCCGAGGUCACACAGCUAGUAAAUCAAGGUGAGGUAGGGCUUGAGCUCAGGCCUUCUGACUCCUUGUUCAGUGUUCUUUCAUCUCACUGCAGCUGCCGCCUUGGGAACAGCGGUGUUACUUAAGAUCUGGCCUUCUGGUUCACUGUCUCCCACGUCUCUUUCCUCUUCUCCCGCAUCCCCAUACACCUCCGCAGAUGAAAUCAGGGGAUUUUUCUGAGUCCCAGAUCAGCCAGUCUGUGCCAGCCUGUGGUGAACCAGCCAUGCUGUUAAGGGAGACCCAAGCCAGGAGAAGAGAGUGACGAGCUGAUUGGUGUUUGUCACCAUGAAGCCUAGAGUAUCCCCUAGGGUGGUGUCUCUCGCUUCGUAACACAUCGGGCCCCCAGCAUACUGUGUCCCUCGGAAGAGCGGGUGUGGAGGGCGCUGUCCCCUCCGCCCCCGGCCGCAGGGUGCCGAGGGGCAGCAGGGCCCAUGGAAGCUCCACCCCCAGGAUCUGCUGGGCUGGAGGUCAGCACGUGUAAAGACUUCAGUGAAGCAAUAAAUACAAAAAUCUGGGAGAAGAAAUCCAGAAUUUUGUGCACGUCUCUGUUUCUUUUUCAAAAAGGAUGCAGAUCAGGUGACCCUGCCCUGCUCUCCUUUCUGAUUCCCAAAUUCGACGUCCUCAGUCAGUGUUGUCCCUCUGCCCAGCUCCCAGCUCUUUGCCAACCUCACAUCCUCCUGCACUGAGCAUCAGUUGCCUGUGACGUGGCCGCCUUCUGUCCUGGUCCCACCCUCACCCAUGCUGGGCCCUGGAGGACCUCUUGCCCUUCACCUCCCUUCAACGCACACAUUUUCCAGUUCGUUCCUUUCAGUGGGGAAAUCUUUUCCGAAUGUCUCCAUCCCUUCCCACCUACCCACACACCCACAAAUUGGUCUGAUCUUUUCUUUCAUUGGUUAAAUAUUUAACUCACCUUGGCACACCUUGUUUUAACCCCUCUCACAUCGUGUUCUUUCCUUUUUGCGAGUUGCUUUGCAUUAACCAACGUUGUCAGUGACAGAUGCAUAUCUGAGGGUGUCACGCUCGACCUUCAGCAGGGAAGGCUUCUGGGUCGUGAGGACCAUCUAAUAUGUGGACUUAUAAACUGACUGCAUGAGCAAUGAAAAGGCCAAAUUAUUCAGAAUUUUUUUUGAAUCACUGUAAAAAAAAAAAAAACUGAUUUCUUUUGUAU